Nomia melanderi (Alkali bee) is the source of this 2457-nucleotide messenger RNA. The record is from RefSeq and is a predicted model, not a curated record. NCBI's taxonomy places the organism in Eukaryota, Metazoa, Arthropoda, Insecta, Hymenoptera, Halictidae.
AUGCAACGAAUUCUGCCGAAAAUCGUGACACUGUCACGGAAGUGUUCGGUUAUAAAGAUUGCGAAGCCAAUGACAGCGAAUGAGACUCAGAAAUGCCUGAAUCUAGAUACUUCGGAUAUAAUCUGUAAAUAACAUAAAUAUAAAUCUUCAACUUCAUUUUAUUUAUUAUUAUGAUGAUUUCGAAACGUGCGAUAACAAACUGUUUCAGCAGCAUCAAUGGCACACAGCCGAGCAGCCGUCGUCACGGAUACUCUAAACCGCACAGAUGCGAUCCCUUUGUUGGAUCCAAGUGAUGUGUCGUCGUCUUCCUUCCUAUCUACGCCAAGAUUCGAUCCACAAAUCGCCGUUGACAAGUCACCGUUGCCAUUCGAAGAAAUUCCUGGGCCAGCGAUCCUGAAACUCUGGGAGAAGUAUUGGAAAUACGUGCCGCUCCUCGGUACGCAACUGUUUUCCAGUCUGCUAGUCAACAGAUUCACCCAGGGACGUUUAUCAUGGAAUCGCAACGUUACACCGUUGAAAUAUCUUUUCAACGAAUACGGUUGCAUCGUGAGGCUCAAUGGACCUCUUUCAGGGGACAUCAUUAUGAUUCAUAGACCCGAACACAUAGCUGAAAUCUUCAAACAAGAAGGCGACACACCGAUUCGCAGUGGUAUCGAUAUUCUGCAACAGUAUCAUCUCCAUCAUCGAAAGUAUCGUUUGGGUGGACCUUUCUCACUGCAGGCGUCAGAGUGGCUAAAAGUAAGAGAAAAAGUCGAGAAGGAUUUCAAGAACAUGGCUUCCAGUUUUUUCUGUAGGAUCGAUAUGAUCUGCGACGAAUUAAUCGCCAGGAUAUACACGACACGCAAUAAACAAGACGAAGUUCCUCGCAAUUUCCAUGAAGACUUGAUGCGCUGGACCAUGGAAUGCUUCUCCACUAUAGCGUUCAACAAACAUGUCGGCUUUUUAGAAACAUCCGGUUACAACGCCACGUCCGAGCCAUCACAAAUCAUCGAUGCAGUAACGACGGCCCACAAGUAUAUGAAUCGCUGCGAAACCGGUUUCCAAGUCUGGCGGUUCUUUUUAACGCCAUUUGCCAAGAAUCUCUUCGAAGCUUGCGAUGUUCUUGACGGAGUCAUUGGGAAGUACGUUCGUCAGGCGCAAAGUAAACUUCGCGGUCGAUCUGUCUCAGCGUACAAAACGAAAGAGGCCGAAGAAGAUUUACCGGUUUUGGAGAAAUUUCUAUUAAGCGACGGCAUUCAUCCGGAUGACAUCUGUACGAUGCUGAUGGACAUGAUCAUCUUGGGAGUACAAGCGACAGGAAAUUGCGCGGCAUUUCUUCUGUACCACUUGGCCAGGAAUCCGAGGAUCCAGAGGAAACUCUAUGACGAAAUUAUGAAUGUCUUGCCAACUGAUAAUUCCCCUUUAACCGAAGAGGCACUAAAAAAUAUACCGUAUUUGAAAGCGUGCAUUCAGGAAAGUUUGAGGCUGCAUCCUGCGUUUCCAUAUAUCACUAGACUAUUACCAAAGACGAUAUCGCUUCACGGAUAUACAAUACCAAAAGGGACGUUCGUUAUAAUGGCGAAUCAAAUAUCUUCCCAACGAGAAGAAAACUAUGAGGAUCCUGAUAAAUUUAGACCGGAAAGGUGGUUGCACAAUUUUUGCGAGGAUAACACAGAUUUCAGCUGUCUACCUUUCGGUUAUGGUACAAGAUCAUGUCUAGGAAAAAAUUUGGCUGAGACGACAAUGAUGCUGCUAACUGCGAAGCUUAUACGACAAUUCAGAAUCGAGUACGAUUACGCUGACAUCAAAAGCAAAUUCAUGAUGGUCAACGUGCCCAACAAACCACUUCGUUUCCGUUUCGUCGACAGGAUUUAACCUGAGAUCCUAAUGAAAAAUGUGCAACGGAAAGUUUUUAUUAUUGUAGUUUAUUAUAGCCUACAGUGUUCAGUUUUUUGUUAAGUUAAUAAUGUAUAGAAGAGGAUAAAAGAUGAUGAGAAGAAGAUUGUGGGUAAGAGUAUAUGUAAUUUAAUAGAGAAUUCUGUUGAACAUUUAUUAUUAUUAUCAUAGGAAAGCAAUGAAAUGCAUUGAAAUAUAGCAGAACUGCUGCUUAUAAUAUAUGUAUUUACACACUAUUUAGAUUCAAAGCGUAAUAUAGCUCUCAAAGUUGAAAGGACCGAGAAAGUUGUGUAAAGUACCUGCAGAAUAACAGAUAUUACCAUGCAUCAAUAUUCAGUGCUUUUACAGUAUAAGGUUGUAACUUACUUGACUACAAAACUUCAAGGACCAAGCAGUUACAAAUCCUUCCACGUGAAUGGUGAUGGGUUUCUGGCACCUUUGAAUGAUGAACACUGCCUGUUUGCGAACUUCUGGCGAAGCGUUCAUCCAAGGAGAGACAUAAAGUUUCCAGGCAAUAUCCUGUGCCUGUUUAGAAUGUUCAUAAGUUAGAAUGUUCGUAAGUUCGGUGUGUUGGCAGCUAUU